This is a messenger RNA of Thermothielavioides terrestris NRRL 8126, 3255 nucleotides long. RefSeq lists its product as uncharacterized. Gene Ontology annotation, cellular component: MutSalpha complex; nucleus. The transcript has 3 exons. Gene Ontology annotation, biological process: mitotic recombination; mismatch repair. Lineage: Eukaryota; Fungi; Ascomycota; Sordariomycetes; Sordariales; Chaetomiaceae. Gene Ontology annotation, molecular function: ATP-dependent DNA damage sensor activity; mismatched DNA binding; ATP binding. The record is from RefSeq and is a predicted model, not a curated record. The coding region runs from base 282 to 3059 and encodes 925 amino acids.
UACCUUAAUUAAUGCCAAGCCGCCCUAGAACACGUCCAGACGCGUCGCUCAGCCUAGACUUGAAUGCAGUGUCGCGUCUCCCAAGCCCUUCUGUGCGGAUACACAUCUGUAAUCCGUACUGGACCUCGAACCUGCCCGUCUUCCUGGUUGUUGCUCAGCAUCACACAGUCCCAGAUCCGCCCACAACUCCAUCGGCCGUGGACGAUGCCGCCAUAGAGCCCAUUCCAGACAGUCCAUCAAUUUGAAUCGAUCAGCAGGCAGGAAUCAUCUGAAGACUGAGGAUGGCGUCCCGACCGGAACUGAAGGUCGACGACGAACAUGGCUUCAUCCGCUUCUUCAAGUCUCUUCCGCGCGUCGACGAGGACGUCAUUCGCAUCUUUGACCGCGGCGACUGGUACACGGCCCAUGGCGACAACGCGAACUUCAUUGCGCGAACGGUAUACAAGACGACCUCGGUCGUGCGCCAGCUCGGGCGGAAUGACCACACCGGCCUCCCGUCCGUCACCAUGACCGUGACCGUCUUCCGCCAGUUCCUGCGCGAAGCCCUGUACAAGCUUGGCAAGCGGGUCGAGAUCUAUGCGAGCCCCAACGGCCGCAUGAACUGGAAGAUUGUCAAGCAGGCAUCCCCCGGCAACUUGCAAGACGUUGAGGACGAUCUGGGCAGCCUGGCAGAGGCUGCCCCCGUCAUCCUCGCCGUCAAGAUAUCCGCCAAGGCCUCCGAGGCGAGGGCCGUGGGCGUGUGCUUCGCCGAUGCGAGCGUUCGGGAACUCGGCGUCAGCGAGUUCCUCGACAACGACCUCUAUUCCAACUUCGAGGCCCUGCUGAUCCAGCUCGGCGUCAAGGAGUGCCUCGUCCAGGUAGAGAAGGCGGACAGGGACAGGGACCCCGAGCUGGCGAAGCUGAGGCAGAUCAUCGACAGCUGCGGCAUCGCCAUCUCGGAGAGGCCGGUGGCCGACUUCGGCACCAAGGACAUCGAGCAAGAUCUCGCGAGGCUGCUGAAGGACGAGAGGUCUGCCACCCUGCUGCCGCAGACCGAUCUGAAGCUCGCCAUGGGCUCAGCAUCCGCACUCAUCAAGUACCUCGGCGUCCUGCACGACCCGUCCAAUUUUGGCCAGUACCAGCUCUACCAACACGACCUAGCCCAGUUCAUGAAGCUGGACGCCGCCGCCCUCAAGGCGCUCAACCUGAUGCCCGGCGUGAGGGACGGCGCCAAGACCAUGAGCUUGUUUGGACUGCUGAAUCACUGCAAGACGCCUGUCGGAAGCAGGCUGUUGGCGCAGUGGCUCAAGCAGCCGCUGAUGGACAAGGACGAGAUCGAGAAGCGCCAGCAGCUUGUUGAGGCGUUUGUGAAUGACACAGAGCUGCGCCAGACGAUGCAGGAGGAGCAUCUGAGGUCCAUUCCUGACCUCUACCGCCUGGCGAAGCGGUUCCAGCGGGGCAAGGCGAACCUGGAGGACGUCGUCAGAGCUUACCAGGUCGUCAUCCGCCUGCCGGCCUUCCUCGGCACGCUCGAGGGCGUGAUGGACGAAGCCUACCGGGACGCCCUGGAUGAGGCCUACACCAACAAGCUCCGCGAGCUGUCCGACAGCUUAGCCAAGCUACAGGAGAUGGUUGAGACAACUGUCGAUCUCGACGCAUUAGACAACCACGAGUUCAUCAUCAAGCCCGAGUUCGACGACAGCUUGCGCAUCAUCCGCAGGAAACUCGACAAGCUGCGGUCGGACAUGGACAGGGAAUUUGCCGACGCGGCCUACGACCUCGGCCAGGAGAGGGACAAGAAGAUUUUCCUCGAGAACCACAAGGUGCACGGCUGGUGCAUGCGCUUGACCCGGACGGAAGCCGGGUGCAUCCGCAACAAGUCCAGGUACCUCGAGUGCUCGACGCAGAAGAACGGCGUCUACUUCACGACGAAGACGCUCCAAGGAUACCGGCGCGAGUUCGACCAGCUCUCUCAGAACUACAACAGGACCCAGAGUGGCCUGGUGAACGAAGUCGUCAGCGUGGCUGCCUCGUACAGCCCCGUGCUUGAGCGGCUCGCCGGCGUGCUCGCGCACCUAGACGUGAUCGUUGCCUUCGCACACUGCUCCGUCCACGCCCCCAUCUCGUACGUCCGGCCCAAGAUCCACCCGCGCGGCGAGGGUCAGACGAUCCUCCGCGAGGCCCGCCACCCCUGCAUGGAGAUGCAAGACGACGUCCAGUUCAUCACCAACGACGUCGAGCUGACGCGGGACAAAUCGUCCUUCCUCAUCAUCACGGGGCCCAACAUGGGCGGCAAGUCGACCUACAUCCGCCAGAUCGGCGUGAUCGCGCUGAUGGCCCAGAUCGGCUGCUUCGUGCCGUGCUCCGAGGCCGAGCUGACCAUCUUCGACAGCAUCCUGGCGCGCGUGGGCGCCAGCGACAGCCAGCUCAAGGGCGUGUCGACCUUCAUGGCCGAGAUGCUCGAGACGGCCAACAUCCUCAAGUCGGCGACGGCCGAGAGCCUGAUCAUCAUCGACGAGCUGGGCCGCGGCACGUCGACCUACGACGGCUUCGGCCUCGCCUGGGCCAUCUCGGAGCACAUCGUCAAGGAGAUCGGCUGCUUCGCCCUCUUUGCCACCCACUUCCACGAGCUGACCGCCCUGGCCGACCAGUACCCGCAGGUGCGCAACCUGCACGUCACCGCCCACAUCGGCGGCGCCGACAGCAAAAGCAAAGCCCGCCGCGAAGUCACCCUCCUGUACAAGGUCGAGCCGGGCGUGUGCGACCAGAGCUUCGGCAUCCACGUGGCCGAGCUGGUGCGCUUCCCGGACAAGGUGGUGCGCAUGGCCAAGCGCAAGGCCGACGAGCUCGAGGACUUCACCUCGAGCAACAAGCACGACGGCGACGCCGCCGCGGACUACAGCAAGCGCGACGUCGAGGAGGGCAGCGCCCUGCUCAAGGACCUGCUCGUCCGCUGGAAGGACGAGGUCCGCGCCGGCGCCCUGUCCGGCGCCGACGUCGUCGCCCGCCUGAGGCAGCUGGUCGCCGCCGACGAGAAGCUGCUCGCCAAUCCCUUCUUCCAGAGCAUCAAGGCCCUGUAGUUCGUUCGCUUGUUUGCAUGAAACUUGCGCAGUUGCAACAAGGGGCUCAACCUACCUACCUUGCCUGGUUGGGUUUUUGCUUGCUCGGUUUGUCUGCUUUGCAGGAGGGAUUGGUUGGGAUGAUACCAUACCUAGCGGAGGUUUAUAUGGCCUGGGUCGUGUUUUCCGGUUAGCAAGGACAAUGUUCACCAGAGAU